CAGCUAGUCUUUCUCUCUCCUUCUCUCUUUCUCCUCACUCUCUCUCUCUCUCUUCCUCUCUCCUUUAUCUAUCUGUGAGUGGCUCUCGACCUUCCUUCCUUUCUUCCUUUCUUUCUUUCUUUCUUUCUUUAUUUAUUUAUUUCUUCAUUUUUUCUCAGAGUCGGGAGCUAUCCAGUGCUGAACGUGUGCACUUAAAAAAAAAAAAUUAACAAAUAUUUUAGAGUAUUUUUAAGUAUAUUUUUUAGUAUUUUUUAAAAGUAUUUUUAAAGUAUUUAUUUAUUUUUUAUUUUAUUUAGUUCUCCACCACCAAAAAGAAGAAGAAGAUUAGACAGAGAGUCUAUACAGAGUGUGUGUAGCUGUGUGUGUAUAUGUAUUUAUGUAUUUUUAUAUGUGUGUGUGUGUGUGAGCAUUGUACAGUACAGUAGCACUCAUCAGUAGUGGCGGUGCACUCCACCGCUCGCUUACACACACACACACACACACACACACACAGACAGAGACAGCAUAGCAUAGCACAGCACACACUGCACACACAGCAUCGCAUCGCAUUGUAUCGCAUCGCAUCCUCAUUCAUCCUCCUCUUCCUCCUCCGUCGCCUUGCUCUCUCUCUUCUCUUCUCUUCUCUUUUUAUAUUAUCUCUUCCUUUCUUUCUUUCCUUCUUUUUGAUCUGCAUCCUCAUCUUUUGUUUCAUCUUGUCAUCUUUUUUUUUGGAUCCAUCGUGCUGCUUUCUCUUUUUCACCUCCUUUUUUUUAAUGUACAUUUUUUUGCAUUUUUGCAAGGAGCUCGGGCCUUUUAUUUUGUAAAUAAGUUGAACGCACGGAUUUAAGAAAGGCGACGCAACUCAAGGAUUUUUUCUCUAUUUUUUAAUUUUUUCCUGUGAAUUUUCCGUGUUUCCCGUGCGACGCCCAUGCGUACGGCUUCUCGCGUGUGUGUGCUGACCGUGCGCGAAGCAGAAAGAGAAGAAGAAGAAGAGGAGGAAGCAGCAGCAGCAUCAUGCCACGCUCCUUUCUGGUGAAGAAGAUCAAGUUGGAUGAUUUCUCCUCGUCUCCCGUGGUGGCGUCCAACCAUCACCACCACCACCACCACCAUCACCACAACCACCACCAUCACCACCUGGACGACGCCUUCGCCUUCACCCGCUCCAUCACAGACUCCAGCGUAACCAGCCUGGGCGUCCGACUCAGCGAGAAUGGCUACAUCCAGGACUACAUCAGUCCUUCAGGAUUUCAGGGCGAGAAGAAGCUGGAGCUUAAGCUGGCCUCGGCCGUGUCCGACCCCCUGUACGCUCCGGUCAGCAGCGGGGGGGAGGAGUACUGCGAGCCGGACCUGGAGCAGCCCGACAGCCCCCAGUCCGGCCUGACCGCCCGCGGAUACUACAGCGGCGAGGCGGAGAGCCUGAGCGACGGCUACACCACCGCCGACGCCUUCUUCAUCUCGGACGGGCGCUCGCGGAGGAAAGGCGAGGCCAAGGAGGCGAAGAAGAGCCCGGAGGAGGUGAAGGAGGUGGUGGGCGGCGGCCCUCGGCACACGUGCAACGAGUGCGGCAAGACCUACGCCACGUCCUCCAACCUGAGCCGCCACAAGCAGACGCACCGCAGCCUGGACAGCAAGAUGGCGCGCAAGUGCCCCACCUGCAACAAGGUGUACGUGUCCAUGCCGGCGCUGGCCAUGCACAUCCUGACGCACGACCUCAAGCACAAGUGCGACGUGUGCAGCAAGGCCUUCAGCCGGCCGUGGCUCCUGCAGGGACACAUGCGCUCGCACACCGGCGAGAAGCCCUUCGCCUGCGCCCACUGCGGCAAAGCCUUCGCCGACCGCUCCAACCUGCGCGCCCACAUGCAGACGCACUCCGCCUUCAAGCACUACCGCUGCAAGCGCUGCGACAAGACCUUCGCCCUCAAGUCCUACCUGAACAAGCACUACGAGUCCGCCUGCUUCAAGGGCUCCGGCGACGAGGACGAGUCCGGCUCCGAGAACUGAUGGAGGGAGCGGAGAGAACCGCCACCAGAAACUUCCAGAAGCUUCGAGAAACUUCGUCUGUCGCCUCUUCUUCGGAUUUUCGUCAGGAAGCGUCAGGAGACUUGUUUAUCUUGUUCAUUCGCGCACGUCUUCUCUCCGUACGAUUAACGAACGGAAACAAAAACGCCCUUCACUUCUUCACUUCCUUUAAAACAUUUACACUAAUAAACACACAUUAAUACAACUACACACUUAAAUACACACACACACACGUACACACUCAAACUGGAAGAAGGAAGAAACACAUUGAAACAAAUAGAAUUGAAAUAAUCAAAAUGAUUGAGAUGAUUGAGAAAUGUGUAAUUCACACUGACGUCCACAUCAAUACAUAUGAUCAGAAGUGAUGCUCAACUUCUAAGAGCUUUAAAUUCUCUUUAAUUAUUUAUUUAUUAUUUAUCUCUAUUAUUAUUAAUUCUACAGUUUCUUUAGGAAACAUCUCACAUGUCCAAUAGUUUUCCCUUAUAGAAAUGCACUGAAAUGUGUCCAUAAACUCAAUUUUUUUGAGCUACAACAAGCAAAUUUGGCAGAAUCACAGAAACAAUACUGUAGUUUUAUACUUAAUGCUUUUUUAUGCUUUAUAUAAAUCAAAUUACUUACAGUAUUCAUAUAAUUAUUGUAUAUAUUUCACAUUCUUGCUCUCCAGCGCAGUCUGUGCAUGGUGGAGCUUGGGGCACCCAUAUUUUAGCAAGUAAGUUUAUGGACACAGUUCUGUUCUGUAGCCAAAUACAUAUAUAUAUAUAUAUAUAUAUAUAUAUAUAUAUAUAUAUAUAUAUAUAUAUAUGGACAUAGCUAUUAGCAUAAAGAAACAUAGCAACACCUUAGCAACCACCUUAGCACCUAUAUUACACUAUAUUACACUUUCCAGGUAAUAUCAGCUUACUAUUAUCGGCUCCAUCCCUAGAGCAUCACUGUAUUAUAUUAAUAUUUAUUGUUGCCAAAAGAAAAGUAUUAUUAUUGCCAAACGUGAUUUGCAGUUAUGUAUAUAUUUAGUUAUAUAUUGUAUUGAUGUGGAAAUAAUGUUCACAUUUAAAAAUCAGGACAAUUCAAUGCGUUUCUUCUUUUUUUUCUGGGCACGACGGAAUAAAUAAACGAAGAAGAGAAAUUCAAUCCUUCCAAAAAAUUCAAUAAUCGCAUCCUUCAUAUACACACACACACACACACACACUCAUACAAACAUACACACACAUACACACACACACUUUCUCCCACACACAAAUAAAUGCGCCUUCCCCCUUUUCCCCCCCUCUUUUUUAGAAAGCAAUAUUUUCGCUGAGAUUAACUUUGGGAAAAACCUGAGAACAAUAAUGACCAGACAAUAAUGAAUAGAUGCUGGAUUUUUUUCUUCACGAUUUCUUGCGAUUGCUAAUUGUCUACAGAUACACGGCAACGUACUUUAAGACUCUCUCUUUCCCUCUAUCUCUCUCUCUUUCUCUUUCUCUCUCUCUCUCUAUCUAUCACACACACUUACUCACACACACACUCUUAUUAUGAGGCCUGGCAUGUGAAUUUUUAUCAAUGACUAUAAUAAUAUUAAUAACGAUAGUAAUAAUAUUUAGAUUCCUGAUAUUCUGAUAUUUUAUAGCAAAUCGAACGAAAAAGAAACAAAAAAAAACAAACAAACACAAACAAAGAGAACAAACAAAAAAGGACAACGACGGCGUUCCUUCCUUUUUUUGUUUUUUCCUGUUUUCUUUUUUAGAAACAAACAAACGAAAAAAUGACCUCAUGUAUUUUUAUGCUGCUUUUAUUUUUUUCUUUUUUGUGCUAAGAGUUGAAUUCUUUUGCAACUGCCAAUUUCAACUUUUAUGACUUUUAAUGUCUACGAUGACAGUAUUUGCAAAAAAAUCGUAAUGGCCACUGAAGAGGUGAAAAUGUUGUUUUUCAUCGCUCUUUCUUUUUUUAAGAAUAUGUUAAUGAUUAUUAUUAUAAGUGUUAUUUUUAUAUCGCGAGUCCAAAAUUCGAGCUGUUUAUUUAUUGUCUUUUAUUUAUUGAUUGAUUGAUUGAUUUUUUUGUGCCAAUCACCCCCUUUGAUGAUGCCCCUUGAUAACUUAUCGGAAGCAAUCUUUCGGGAAUCUUAAGCUACUGUGGUGGAGAAUGCGGGCUACGCCAAAAUCAACCCGAAGGACAAACGAAAGAGACGGAAGCAACUCAACAAAAACUCGACGAAAAGACGCUGAAAGCGGUUUAAAACCUCUCGUCGCUCUCGUCUCGGUCCUGUCUGACAGGAUGCAAUAUCUCAGUAUUCGCUCGCAGUAUUCGUUUAUGAGGACUCCAACAAGGACAUUUACUAGCAGACAUCAAAGAAGAGUGAUGCAACUCAACUGAAGCAAUCUCAACCCACGAUACAGGUCUUCCUCCGCCGGUUUGGCUUAAAACAGACAAAGCAGACUCUUCAAGUGUUUCGUCCAUCUGGAGAUCCCCCCUUCCCCCUACUUCCUGUCUAACGAUUACCUCACCCAGAGGCAGGUAUGACCUCUGACCCCUACGACUCUCUUCUUGUCCCCUCACUGUCCAUCCUUCACCUCCUUCACCACCAGAACUACAACCUCAUCUCUCGCCAUCUCAGUAUUGUUUCAUUUAUGUAUUUAUUCAUGUACUAUUUAUUCCUUUAUUUUUUUUAUUUGAGUAUUUAUUAUUUUAUAAUUUUCUUGGUGUUCUUGAUUUUCUAUUUAUUUACUAAUUUAUUGAUUUAAUUUAUUGAUUGAUUGAUUGAUUGAUUGAACUUAUUCAUCUGUGUAUUCCGUGUAAUACUGAAUACCGCCACCAUUGACCUUGUAAGAUGCUGCUCUUGAAAGAACAAAUGUUUAUAUGCAUGAUGAUAAAAAAACAAAACUGUAGAAAAAGUCCGUAGGACUUCUAGCGUUUUUGAAGAGGAACAAUGUACAGCGUUUGAGACGCCCGAAUGCCGGUGAACACUUUUUUUCUUCCUCACAGGCAAUAAUAAUAAUAUUAAUAAUAAUAUUAUUAAUAAUAACAGUAAUAAUAAUUAUUAUAAUUCUCCCUUGGCAUGGCAACGGACUUGUAUAAUCAGAGCUGUCCUGUCUGCAGAACACUUAUAAACGGCAAUAAAUGAAAGCGCCUGAACACGAAA
This is a messenger RNA of Astyanax mexicanus (Mexican tetra), 5110 nucleotides long. RefSeq names its product scratch family zinc finger 2 (gene scrt2). The record is from RefSeq and is a predicted model, not a curated record. Gene Ontology annotation, molecular function: RNA polymerase II cis-regulatory region sequence-specific DNA binding; DNA-binding transcription factor activity, RNA polymerase II-specific. The transcript is spliced from 2 exons. The coding region runs from base 994 to 1980 and encodes 328 amino acids. Lineage: Eukaryota; Metazoa; Chordata; Actinopteri; Characiformes; Acestrorhamphidae. Gene Ontology annotation, biological process: regulation of DNA-templated transcription.